Theobroma cacao (cacao) is the source of this 2834-nucleotide messenger RNA. It is a transcript of the gene WRKY2, whose product is annotated as WRKY DNA-binding protein 2. The record is from RefSeq and is a predicted model, not a curated record. Gene Ontology annotation, biological process: regulation of DNA-templated transcription. Lineage: Eukaryota; Viridiplantae; Streptophyta; Magnoliopsida; Malvales; Malvaceae. Gene Ontology annotation, molecular function: sequence-specific DNA binding; DNA-binding transcription factor activity.
CAUAUAUACACUAUUUCCAUUAGAAUUCACAGUAUUAUAUUUUAUACUGUAAUCAUAUUUGUUUUUCUUGUAGUUUUCUCUUCUCCAUAGAAAAAAAAAACUAAUCAUCUAUCAUAUCAAUAUAGGCUCAAAUCAAAGGAAAAGAGAGAAACACAAAACACAGAGAUAAAAUCUCUGGUACUUUGAUGAUGAAAGUUGAAUGCUUUCAUUUCCAUUUCCAUUGAAGAGAGAAAAUCUAAUCAGAGGUUCGGGAUAUCUUCUGGUACUGAUGGUGUGGUCAUGUUGGUUUAAUCAAUCAGCAAUGAGGCUCAACAAUUCGGAAUUGCCCUCUGUUGAACUAAGGAAUUCGACCAUCUUCUUUCAAAAUGAACUGAAAUCUGCCCAGGUUUUAGAAUUGUCAUGGCUGGUAUUAAUGAUAAUGUUGCUAUUAUUGGAGACUGGAUACCUCCUACUCCCAGCCCAAGAACAUUUUUUGCAGCUCUGUUAGGUGAUGAUAUUGGCUCAAAACCAGUCUCAGAAACUCAUGGGGAAAAUAAAACUGAGGGACUCUUUCUGGGAUCUCGAGGGAUAAUGACAGCAGAGAAUAGUGACAAUAAGGAUGCUCACCAAGGUCAUGAACAAUUGAAAGAAUUUGGGUCGAUUUCUGAGCAAAAAUCCAGUUCACGGGGAGGUCUGGUGGAAAGGAUGGCAGCCAGAGCUGGAUUUAAUGCUCCAAGAUUGAAUACUGAAAGCAUCAGGUCUGCUGACCUUUCACUUAACCCUGAAAUUUGUUCUCCUUACUUGACAAUACCUCCUGGUCUCAGCCCAACAACACUGCUAGAAUCUCCAGUUUUCGUCUCAAAUUCGUUGGCACAGCCAUCUCCGACUACUGGAAAAUUCCCUUUUAUUCCUAAUGGUAAUGGUCGGAGUUCUUUCUCGGAGUCCUCUGAUAAAAGUAAAGAUAACUAUUUUGAGGACAUCAAUGCAUCAUCAUUUGCAUUCAAGCCUUUUGCAGAAUCAAAUUCCUCUUUUCUCCUUGGUGCAAUGAGCAAAAUUACUCCAGCCAGUGUUCCUCAGCAGUCAUUUCCAAAUAUUGAGGUUUCGGUUCAGUCUGAAAAUCCCCUUCCAUCUCAAAAUGUAGACCCAGGGAAAGUCCACUCUCAGAACAGCAACAGGCCCUCCCUUCAGGCAGAUUUCUCUAGAUCAUCAACUGAAAAAGACACUGGGAGUAACAACUCUGCAGAUCAAAGGGUCUUUGAUCCUGUUGGUGGGACUGCUGAAAAUUCACAGCCUCUUGAUGAGCCACAGGAUGAAGAAGGAGAUCAAAGAGGUAGUGGGGAUUGCAUGGCUGGUGGUGUUGGCAGUGCACCAUCUGAUGAUGGAUAUAAUUGGAGAAAAUAUGGACAAAAACAAGUAAAAGGCAGUGAGUAUCCUCGUAGUUAUUACAAGUGCACACAUCCAAAUUGUCAGGUUAAGAAGAAGGUGGAACGUUCUCAUGAAGGUCACAUAACAGAGAUCAUAUACAAGGGAGCUCACAACCAUCCCAAGCCUCCACCCAAUCGCCGAUCAGCCAUUGGAUCAUCCAACCCACUAACUGACAUGCAACCAGAAGUCCCUGAACAACCUGGCCUUCAGAAUGGUACUGAUGGUGAUCCUGUUUGGGCAACUGGACAGAAGGGAACAGUUGCUGCUACUCAUGAUUGGAGGCAUGACAGCAUUGAGGUGACAUCAUCUGCACCUGUAGGUCCUGAGUAUGGCAAUGUGCAGGCCCCAAAUGGCACUCACUUUGAAUCAGGUGAUGCAGUCGAUGCCUCAUCUACCUUCUCUAAUGAUGAAGAUGAAGAUGAUCGGGGGACACAUGGCAGUGUCUCAUUAGGUUAUGAUGGUGAAGGAGAUGAAUCUGAGUCAAAGAGAAGGAAAAUUGAAGCUUAUGCACCAGAAAUGAGUGGAGCCACGCGAGCUAUUCGUGAGCCUAGGGUUGUGGUCCAGACAACCAGUGAGGUGGAUAUCCUAGAUGAUGGAUAUCGGUGGCGCAAGUAUGGCCAGAAAGUAGUGAAAGGAAAUCCAAAUCCAAGGAGUUAUUACAAAUGCACUAGUGCGGGCUGCACAGUGAGGAAGCAUGUGGAGAGGGCAUCACAUGACCUCAAGUCAGUAAUUACUACCUAUGAAGGAAAGCACAACCAUGAUGUUCCUGCUGCUCGUAGUAGCAGUCAUGUCAAUUCUGCUACCUGUAGCACAGUAACUGCCCAAGGUGCUUCCUCUGUCCAAACACAUGUCCACAGGCCGGAGCCAUCACAACUUCACAACAGCAUGGUUAGACCUGCAUCAUUUGGUCCAUAUACCCUGCCUGGAAGGCAGCAGCUGGGGCCUUCUCCUGGCUUCUCCUUUGGAAUGAAUCAACCAGGCCUGGCCAAUUUGGCAAUGGCUGGGUUGGGUCCUGGCCAAGCUAAGCUGCCAGUUCUGCCUGUUCAUCCAUUCAUGCCUCAGCAACGCCAGAUGAAUGAAAUGGGUUUCAUGCUGCCAAAAGGAGAACCAAAGAUGGAGCCAAUGUCUGAACCUGGUUUGAAUCUUUCAAACAACUCAACAGUAUACCAGCAAAUUAUGAGUAGGCUGCCUCAGAUGUAAAUUUUCUGUCUUUUACUCCCUUAAAAAUUUCUCUUUCAGUUGUUCUGAGAAAAAUAGAAGCAUUUAUGUUUCAAAUAUAUAAAUGAGCGUUUCAUCAGUGCUCGAUCUUCCUUGUUAUUCUAUUGAUUUUUGGUGACAUGAACAUAAGUUGAAAUUGUUACGAGAGAUUAUGUUUCGAAUAUAUAAAAGAGCAUCUCAUCAGUGCUCGGUCUCCUUAAUUAUUCUUUUAA